CUUCUGUCUUUCUUGAUUUUGGACCAACAAAGUGAGAGCUUGCCUGUGUAACCAGACGUAAGGGUCGGAGCUUAAGGAUGAGGGAAUGAGUCAGUCAGCCCCAGGGCACGGCUUGACAAAUCCACAAUUGGAAAUCCGGGGCCUAAAUUUUCAUUUGCCACGUUCGCGAUAGCUUCAUUUCGACUGGUCCAGAAUUUAUUCCCCGCCCCCACACCCACGCCUCCGUCUCAGCAACAGUCUAUCACAACCUAAAAUAACUAUUUUUAUCCCGCCCUUUCACUUUCAGGGUCCCUCACCGUUAUCCAACUCCAACGUUCACGACAAGGCACAAGGGCAGAUUGCUUCAAAUGAGCGCGGCGAGGCGCCCGCUGCCUCCAUCUAGCAGCUUGCCUGCUAUACGAUCACUCAAUGGCCAACCGGAAGCGUGCAUCUUAUCCGCCUUAAGCGACCUUUACGCUCUCUAUUGCCCCCUACCGACAUCAUUGGCGUUUCAGAUAUAUUCGACGCCCAAAGAUCCCCCAGCUGCGGCAGAUUCUGGUUAUGCAUCUGAUAACGAUGAGGACAAGAGCGAAUAUGAAGACGGCUUCGAACUUCGCGAGGAUCCCUAUGAGCGCGCCUUCGCCGAGCGCUGGUUGACUAGCUUCUUGGGCCGCGCUGAGGAACUCACCUGUUUUGAGAGCGAAGACUCACAGCAGCAUGCUAUCGACAAGGCGUCGUGUGUCCUGGCUUCACUCUUCCGCCAGGAUGAGGAAGAGAAUGUAGAGGACACUGAAAUCACAAGAGAUUAUCGUUUCAACCUGAAUCUCGGUUCUAGCGAAGCGAAGGAAGUUCACGAGAGCACUGAAAGCGAAGUGAUCACCGUGCAACUCACAGAUGGCCUAGCUGGCAGGGAUAACACCGAUCACACAGACGUUGGACUGCAGAGCUGGGGCGCUGCUUUCAUUUUCACCGAACUGAUGUGUGCAUCUCCCUCACGCUUCAACUUCUCACGAAACGCCCUCGGCCCUGCGCCGCGUAUCAUCGAGCUAGGGGCCGGCACAGGGCUCGCGGGCAUCGCACUAGGCAAGAUUUUACCACGCCUAGGCGUGGCGCAGCCCCGAAUCAUCGCGACUGAUUUUCACCCGACAGUUCUCGCGAAUCUCGAAGCGAACAUAGUCAAGAAUUUCUCAACCGUCGGUCAGGGCAAGGAUUCGGUGUCUAUCCAAGCUGCACCACUUGAUUGGGAAACCCCGGACUUGUCCGCGCCCUUAGACGAGCAGGCCGACGUACUCGUCGCUACGGAUGUGAUUUACGGUCCUCAACAUGCAGUCUGGCUGCGAGAUUGCGCAGCGCGCAUGCUGAAGCCAGACGGCGUCUUCUGGUUGAUGCUGACGGUACGAACGACGGGCAAAUUCGAGGGUAUCAGCGGUACGGUGCGCGCGUCGUUCAGCGGGCAUGAUGGGAUUCGAAACCCUCAGGGCUGCGUGCUUACGAUCCUCGACGAGGAAUGCUUUGCGCGGCCGAGAGGGAUUGGACGCGGGGAUGAGAGCGAGUAUCGGCUCUUCAAAAUUGGUUGGGCUUCUUGAGAUGAAGAAAGGCAUUAAUGGAUAUGUCACAUUGAAUUAGAGCUACUAUGCGGACGAUAAGCGAUUUGCCAUGAUACGUCGGCAUUACCUUCUUUAGAGCAAGGGAUAGCGCAUCAUACACGGCCCUAGAUAUUAGAUGCACAUUAUAGAUAGAACAUGCAUGCUAGAUACUAGACGAUAGACGGUAAAUGAUAGACGAUAGAUAUUAGAGCAACAAGAUUAGGCAAUACGGAAUACGAUUCCAACCCAU
Messenger RNA from Xylaria bambusicola, 1815 nucleotides. RefSeq lists its product as uncharacterized. NCBI's taxonomy places the organism in Eukaryota, Fungi, Ascomycota, Sordariomycetes, Xylariales, Xylariaceae. The coding region runs from base 348 to 1565 and encodes 405 amino acids. The record is from RefSeq and is a predicted model, not a curated record. The transcript has a single exon.